This is a messenger RNA of Ixodes scapularis (black-legged tick), 8215 nucleotides long. Its product is annotated as mucin-17. The transcript is spliced from 5 exons. NCBI's taxonomy places the organism in Eukaryota, Metazoa, Arthropoda, Arachnida, Ixodida, Ixodidae. The record is from RefSeq and is a predicted model, not a curated record. Gene Ontology annotation, biological process: cell differentiation. Bases 193 to 6003 code for a protein of 1936 amino acids.
GCAGCGGUGGGGCGCUCUCGAAAGCAGGUAGAGAGAGGAGAGCUGGCACAGCGCCGGCCACCGCGCACCUCAGCGAGAGAUGCGCGCGCAGCGCAGUUUGUGCGGGCCCGUGGGGGACGCAGGGGCCGGUAAAAUGGUGUGCUAUUCAAACGUGUGACGCCGUGCGUGUGACGAUGGAUACCGUCAGGUGAGAUGCCCUUCGUCAAGUGGACCGUCGAGCCGGUGUUCAUCAGCCGGCAGCCCAUACCCCCGGAUAAAAAUGUGACUGACGAACUCGAGGCGAGCGCCAACAUAACUUUGGUCGGGACCCUGAGGCAGCUCGCUUGCUUGGUCUCGGUCGCCGACUGCAUCUUUGAAGGGAUCAGCGCCGAAUGCCGACUCAUCCAAGAGAGAAGCGAGGCACUGAGGAAUAAGCUGCAGCGCUGCGAGAAGACCGUGUCCGAGCUUAACGCCAAAGCUGUCCGAAUACCCUUGGGGGACCUGACCCAGUUCAGCCUAGUGAAGGAGCACUACGCGACGCGGUACGAGCAUGAGCGGGACCUGUUCACGCCGGGCACGAGGCCGGCACGAGUCCGAGAGCUGUACGAGUCUGCGGCGGCGACUCCCCCUCUGCACGUGAUCCGCUGCCUGGGCCACGAUGAGUCGAGCGAGCUGGACUCGCGGGGGCUCUUCCUCUGCAUGCCCGUCUGGGGCGACGCCGCCAAGAGGAGGCUCGCCCUAGACCUCGACAUCGAGACCAGAAGGCCUGCAAGCUUGCUGGUGGGAAAGGAGGCCCAGGAUGGGACAAGUGAUGGGGAGGAGCCACUGCUGAGGCUUCCUUCCCCGGAGGAGAAGAUGCAUGCUUUGUCCUUGGAGUACCCCCCAGUCGUGGUUCCCAUCGAUACCUCCGAGAGCAACUUCAACCGUUUGUCGUCUGUUCGGAGGUCUUUGAUCCAUGUUGACUUCCUGAUCAAACGAAAGAAGCACCACAAAAGGCGCAACACCAUCUCGGAUGGGAACUCCAAGGAGAUAGAAGAGGCCCUGGCCAGUCGGAAGAAGUCUGGGACCAUAGUCAAGACGGAGGCCCUGAUCCACACCUCCUGCCAGACGGACGACGACCUGCUGACUGCCACAACGAGCAGCGCCGGCAAGUCCAGUCGCAGCAAGCGCCGCUCCGAGGGGAGUCCGUCUUCCGGAGACCUCUCCUCCUCAUCCGCAGAGAACAACGCCGCCGCCAAAACGGAGAAGCGGUCCUCGUUCUACGAGGCAAUGAACUUUAAACUGGGCAGAGACUGGAAGUUUCUCAAGAAGUCAAGCAAGAAGGAGGAAGGCUCGUCAAAAAACGAGAGCGCGAGGGCGGGGGACGGCAAGGCGGAGGGCGGCACGUCCACUGGAGGGACUGACAAGAAGCGCAGGUCCUUCCUUCCAAUUUCCACCAACUCGGCGGCCAUGACGGUGGCAGUGAAGCUCCGCGAGACCUCAGCGCGUACGGGCUCCAAGGGGAUGGAGGAUGGGCAGUCCUCAAGCGGCAAUUGGAGUGCCAGCAGCAGCACGCGGGCGUCGGUGGAUUCGGACCAACAGACGUCCAUGGCCUCCCCGGACACCAUGCCGCACAGCCACUCGGAGAGCUCCCUUGGCAAGGACUCCCUCUUCUCUGACAACACCCACCACAGCACUGAUGGGAGGUCGCACGACGAGACGGUAGCGGGCUACAGCUCAGACGCGUCCGUCGCCCUCACCGGCACCACCGCGGCGUCGUCUUGGAAGCCCGGCCCCCCGGGUGCUACAGCCUGCCGCUCCAACAUCAACUCCAGCUCGACGGACCCCGAGAGCCAGUCUGGGACAAUCACGCCGGAGACCUGCCAGUCGGACUCCAAGUCCUCUUCCUCUCCCCGGCGUAAAAUCAGCGUCGGCUCCGAUCCCUUCACCAGCCACAUAGACGACGGAGACUCUUCGGUGUACUCUGUGGACACGGACGGUUACUACACCUCAAUGCACACCGACAGCGGUCUGAUCAAGCACACCCCCGGUAAAUUCGGAGAGGAGGCAGAGGAGGGCAACUUUGCCGCAGCCGGGGACAGGGGUUCGCAGACGUCCAUCGACACUAUCGGGAACUUGAGCUUGAACAGCUUCCUGUCACAGAAUGCCAACGACACCGGCAACGAUACUUGCUCCAUAGCCAGCACGCUUACGCAGAGGUCGAGGGUGCCUCCCGCUCCCCCGCCGAGGCUCUGUAGCGUCAGGACGCUGUCGCCAAUCCCUUCGCAGAAAGAAAACUCUCCGCCUCUGUCUGCGGGGGACGUCUCGGAAUCUGACUGCGAGGUCGGCGAGAGGCUAAGGCGGAAGACGUCCAUCGGUUCCUUCCGGUACCCGUCUAUCUGCGCAGUCUCCCCGGAACCCAGCGACGAGGAAAACUGCCGGCUGGACCUUGAGAAGAGGGCGCCCAAGAAGAACCCUUCGGCUUCCGGUUCAAAUGGCGCAGUGCAACCUAGCACGUGUAAGGGUAGUGGCCAGGAGGCCCCUCGGCAGAAGAGACCAGAGACAGAAAUCAUGGAAGAAAAUGAAGAUUCUUCCGAAGCUGACCGGUGCAACAUGUAUGGUGUGCAGUCUCCCCGCAAGGUGCCCUUUCUAAAUGCAAUUGUGUCUCAGACAGAUGUGUCACCAAACGCUGGAAAGCAGCCAACCCUGGGGUCGUUCUCCUCCGCUGAAUGCGAGCUGACAUUUGAUACUGCCCCCGACUCGAGCAGGGGCGGUGGUACAAAGAGGGUCACCAUCUGCGAGAAGCCGUCGAAAAACCCGGCGGCGGUGGCUACCGCGACGUCUGAUGCCAUUAGUCAAAAACCAGGCGUGCAAACAACUCCCAGUGCAUCUACUAGCCCCGUGUCAGACGUGCAGCCCAGAAAUUCUCCAGGCGAUGUCUCUCGUGUUUUCGUAGGAACCACGGCAAGUCCUACAAAGGGUUCUGAACAGACAGAGGGGAUACGCCAGACACCGAGCCCUCCAAAAUCAGGGGGAUCUGCUACUGCGUCUAGCCCUUCGUACACCCCUUUCUAUUUGAACAGGCCGUCCUCAUUAAUGAGCAGGACGAGGUCACCUUUCCUAUCUUACCUUUCACGAAACGCGUCGCCCACAAAGACAUCGUCGACGCCGAGUCCCCCUUCCCCGGCACGCUCGCCUGGCCUCAUGGGCUCCUGCCGGGAAGCCACGCAAUUGACCCCGAGAACCACCGACGUGCGAGAAUGCCCUGAGCAGUCUUCGCCUACUGCGACCACUCCCCACACGAGUCCACGGGGCAGCCCUCAGACGAGCCCGCAGACCACGCCUCCGGCCGUGCCCCCGCCACCUCCUCCGCUCACCUACAGCAGCAAGGUGUUGGAACGGGGGUCGGCGAGACUGCCCAGCGUCACGAACGAACCCAACAGCGUAUUUACGCAGUCGUCCACCUCGAGCAGGGUCGGUGCUAGGGUGACCCUCGAUCCCGAGGGCAAGGUCAUCUACAGCUCAAACUCUCUGGGAAGGCGACGCGACGGCCAGCCCGUAAACUUUGGCUCGCGGAAGAUCCCUUGUCCUAGUGCCCCGUCGGCAAACAAGUAUGCGACUCUACCUCCGAUGGUUUCUCCGGUGUCAAAUGCCGACCCACGUGCCUACGUCAAGCUGGAUCCGGGCGGUGCGGCAGAAACAUACUCCAGCAGCACCGUUCCGCGGACCAGGCACUCCGUCUCUGCAGUCGGAGUGCCGCCGUCAAGGGGUGAGGCAACCUCCCCUACCGGCCCGCCGAGAGCCACGACCCCGAGCUCGCCUUCCGGCAUAGUUAAGGCUCAUGUCCCCGCGGCAGGGUUGAGGACACCGCAACUUCGGCAAGAGCCCUCCAGAAGGAGUACUCCCCAGCCGACCUCCACAUUCUCGCAUGUCGGCGGGUCGUUGGGGAGGGUUCCGCCCGUCCAACGUCCGGCCUCCAUUUCCACGCCCUACGAGAGCAGGCCGGCAGGAACCAGCACCCCGGUGUCUCGGCAUUCCCAAGCCUCGUCGGGACGCGUGACGCCCGUGCACCACUUUUCUCCCAUCAGCCUGCCCGCCUCCACGGCACCGGGACGAAGAACGCCGCUGCAGCCUUCGCCGAGAGAGCCGAUCGGCUCGACCUGGGUCUCCGGCCUGCCACCGCCUCCUUUCGGGUAUCCCGUCACCAGCUCACCGCAGCACGCGUCGCCGCCAAACUUCGUUCAGCAUCCAGCGCAGACGAGAGUACCGCAACAGUUCAACGGCAGGACCACACCGGUGCAGCGUUACACUCCGCCGUCCGAUCCCUGCAUUCCCUGUCCGGGCUCUCCUGCAAGAGGCUACCCGUCGAUGCCUCCAUACUUUGCUCCUCCCGUAGCUUCUUGGGAUUCGGGACGGACGACUCCCACGCAGAAAAACCCGGCUCCGAAUGGCCCGUGUGACACUGGAGCACCUUACGGGACUCCGGACGAACGGAGGCCCGUGCAAGCGUAUGGGCAGGAGGGCCCGAGAGCUGUGCCAGUUAAUAGCCAGGGCUACGGAGGAAGACAACCGCUCGAGCUUCUCAAUGGAAGGACAACUCCCGCGGAGUACUCUUACCAGACUUCUGUUCCCCAGCAGCGUGGGCAAUCUUCAAAUCCAACUUAUUCCGGUAGGACCACUCCAGACACGAGGGAAGGGGCUCGCGUAUCGAUGCUUCGGCAUCAGAAUUACGGUAGUCCGAACCACGCUAACGAGACAUCGCCAGUGCACGACGGCAUUCGAGAUAACAGAAUGAGAGUCGCCCAACCAAUGACCAAUGGACCGAAACAAUUCAUUCCAGAGCAGCACAGGGUCUACUACGGGGUGCACGGCCAAAAUGACAGGCAGAACCCACCGCAGCCCCAGAGACAUGCCUUGAGCCCCAUGAGGCAAGCUCUUCCGGCAACUAGUACCGAUACGUCCCGCUUAGUCGGACCCCCUCACAUUGGCGGGCAGAAUGUGUGGCCCGUGAGAGCAAGUGCCCCGACACCCGCGUACGGUUCGAACCAACGGAGCUUGGAUCGGAGUUACGGGAGCCCCGAGCAGCGUGCCUUCGUCCUCUCGGGGUCUAAAACCUUGACAGCCAACGAUUCAUCGGCGUACGCGGACAGCCUUCGAAAUGCGUACAACAGCCAAAACACCUACCUGUCCCCACCUUCGGCUCAAUGCACGAACGAGCAGAGUUACGCCGCGUUCCGUGGGUUGCCGAAGCGAGGCUCUCCUACCGGACUCUCUUCCACCAGCUUGUCCAGCUCUGGCUCUGAAAGAUCUCCGGACAACAGCAGCAGCAGCACGUCCAUCACUCGAGAGCUCCGGAGGAAGCCGAUGUCCGCGGAGGACCUGUUUGCCGUCAUCCACUCGUCGAAGAAGAAGCACGGAAUCAAAACCGAGGCCGACCUGGCGCAGUCGCCACUGUCUUCGAGGUCCAGUUCGCCCAUGGUCAGCAGCAGGCCCAGCACACCGAGCAGGGGCGGACUCGCCGAAACUGGCUUCCUGAGUCCACGAAGUUCCCGCGACCGCCGCAGCUGGUCCGGAGACGUCUCGCUGGUCCGCACGCCGGGCUCGAUGGAGCGACGGUCUCUUGCCAAUGACCGACUCGGACCGGUCAAGCCAACCAGUCUGCUGGACUUCAAGAAGCUGCUGCUGCAGACCAAGACCACCGGUCAGAACGGACGGGCCAAAAAGUCCGCCGUCGAGCUCCUCAAGGCCGGCCCCGCGAGCAAGGGCUCUGAAGAGGCAGCCCACUCUCUUCCGACAUCUCCCGUCAACGUGCCGAGUCCGGCUGAGAGUCCGACGGGUGCGUCAUGGACCUCGACGGUGCCCCUCAAGCGAGGGGGACGGGUCCGUUCGUCGCUGCAGCACCGCUACGACCACAUGUACCCACCCAUCCUGGAGGACUGUUCGGAAGACGACGGCAGGGCAGCGAGCGCCAAGCAGAAGACGGGCGAACUGCGCGAGGUAGUCGGUGGCGUCCCACAUUCCCCGCCUUCGAGCACUUGGGUGUGACUUCGCGGUGCGGUACACUGCCGUUCUCCCCGUGUGCAUUGAGCCUUUCAAUGGAGUUUUCAUUUCGGCUAUUUUUUGUUUGUUUUUAUUGUGGUUGUGACUAGGGAGCUCGAUGUGCAUCGCGGCCCAUUCUCUAGACUAUGACUGCGGUCCCCGCGUUCUUGUAUUGGAGAGGGUAGUCUGUAAUGACUCCCGAACGAUCCUUUUCUGGUGAAAAUUCAAAUGCUGCAUUGGUCUCUCGUAAGUGUGCCACGAUGGGAAUGCUUUUGCAUCAAUAUACGUACCCUCUUGUUUUUAGUGUCCGCUCUAACUGGGCACGUAAGCCGUGUGCACGCAAAGCUUGCCGAGCAUUGUGAGAAGAAUCGACAUUCAUUAAUGACUUACAUUAAUUUUUCAAGUAGGUACAAGCACUUGCCUAAUGCUGCAGUCAAGAAAAUUUGUCUUCUUUUAUUAUCUGAGUCAUAUUUUAUCUGGCAAACUUUUCAUGUAUGCUGUCUCUCAUACAAGGUGUUUCUGCUAUACAUGUUCAACAAGGGGACCUAUAUUUUAUCGCUUUUCUAAAAGCUUGCAUGCAUUUUCAUUGAAAAGAGGACACAAUUUAUUGACUUGAAUUUUUUAAAAUCGAAGUAACCAAUUUUCCAAGGGGAACAAAGAAUGUAGUCAUUUUUCUGAUUGGUAUGGAUCUGCAUUACAUGUACAGCUAUUGAAAAUCUCUUAAAAUCAAAUAGUAAUCGUAAGAAACAUUAUAAGGAAAUCAAUACCUCCAAACUGUUGUAUUAAUUUAUCCUUGCUUACCUGCCAGUAGAAGGGCCAGAUGUACAUGAUAAAAUCUUACUGGCCUCUCGUUUCCCUUUUUUUUUGCUGCAGUGAGUUGUACAUAUGAUUUUGAUGCCCUUAUUUAUGCCAUACUUUAUAAUGUAUUUGGUGCCUGGUGAUGUAGCUAACUCUUUUUUACACGCUUGUGGUAGGGGUUGCUUUGGCAUGCAUUUAAUCCUCGCCACGGACCAAAUCUUAGAUUUGGCCAUGCUUCGUCGUUCUAACGGCUUCUUUUUAUCUUCAGCAUUAUUACAUGUAACCCAGUUCUCUUACUCGUUCGGUAUUAUGUACACCUACAGAAUCAAAUCUUCUAUGCCGGGAUAAGUGAGGAUGUAUCAAUGGUUUCAUGAGCAUUUACGAUGCAGCCGCCUGUUCUCAUCUCUUCCGAUCGUUCCUUCAUGACGUGCCAUAGGAAGCAUUCUUUUUUCCACAGAUUUCCGCAAGAAGGGGCUCCUGCACUUCGACAUGCACCUCAGUGUUACGCUGAACCUAGCUUGGUAAUCUAGGUGUGACAGCGUGACUUCAUUGUCCUCAUGCAUGCUUGCAGCCGUACGAAUGACCAGCACAUUUUUAGUGUCGAAAUAUACACUUCGCCGUGUCAGUGUGUGAGAGCUGUCUGAUAGCGUCAUUGCUUAAAGCUCCAUAACCACUGUGUUUAAUGUCAUGUUUGGUUUCAUGAAAAAAAAGCUAUCUGGGUACGAAAAUUCCAACAGAUGUUUUGGACAAAAAAAUGUCUGAAUGGAAGCCGUUGCAUAGCUUUUGCUUUCACCCUCACGCACUUAGCAACAUUUUGUGAGCGAGUCUAUAUGUGUUCUAACAGCGAAUUAGCUUACAGGAUCAUGGCACUAAUUGUUGAGAUGUAGGACGCCUGUGCAUUUUCUAGUCUUAGCCCUUUCCCAUGUCUUCACCUCACUCCUGCGUCUCGAGACAUUCUCUAAAUUCUGCCCGUGGCGGCAGCGUGCCUUAGAACCAUCUUUGCUUCGGGGAGCAGUGUUGAGCGGGGAAACUGAAUGUUGGAGUUGGAACAGCCCUCUAUCUUUGUUACGACAUGUUUACCGGUAACGCAUUCUUUGCAAAGAUAUGCUCAUUGAGCGUAAAGUGACCAGUGUUUACAGAGGCAGGCAUUCAGCCUGGAGAAGCAGUAUAAGCCCGGGAUGGAAAACAGAAACCAGUGCGAGUUUCACGAAUUAUGACUUCAGGCCUCUGUAUGUUUGUGAGCACAAGCAUAGUGCCAUUCCAGAUCAUCUGUUGUGUAUUAAGAGGCUGGUGCUCUGAGCUGUAUGUGAGCAUUUUUGUAUAGACACUGAGCAGAACAAGGUCUUAAAAAAAAAACUUGUCCCUUCUUUUAUCAUGGCUCUUCUUGUAGGAUGUAUUAAAAGGUAUUUCACUCAAAUAA